CGUCUUCCCAAGACGGUGGCAACUUUGUGUUUCCCAACUCUCAGAAAGUCCCUUUAUAGUUUUAUUCUACGGUUUCUCCAAAUUUAACCGACUAUCUUUUGUCGGUGGUUAUACCGACACACGAAGAGGAUUUACAAAGAGAACAAUUUGGUCUACAUUGCGUCGAAAGAAGCUAACUGUUGAGCACCAGCGUUGGUGUGUGGCAGGAGAGUCAGCUCUCCGCCGGGGCUGGGCUGGAGAUGGGGGAUCCGGAGCCUCCAGAGUUUGGGUCCCUGGAUGAAGAGCUGGAGUACUGGAAGGAGCAGGCUGCCAGGCACCAGCAGAGUGCAGAGGAAGCCCAGGAGGAACUGCAAGAGUUUCAGCAGAUGAGUCGGGACUACGAGGUGGAGCUGGAGACGGAGCUGAAACAGUGUGAGGCGCGAAACCGUGAGCUUCUUUCUUCCAACAAUCGCCUCCGCAUGGAACUGGAGAACUACAAGGAGAAGUAUGAGACGCAGCACUCUGAGGCCUACCGGCAGAUCUCCAGCCUGGAGGGAGACUUGGCUGAGACCACAGCCGUCAGAGACCAGCUUCACAAAUACAUCAGAGAGCUGGAGCAGGCCAACGACGACCUCGAGAGAACCAAGAGGGCGACCAUCAUGUCGCUGGAGGACUUUGAGCAGAGGAUGAACCAGGUUAUAGAGAGGAACGCCUUUCUGGAAAGCGAGUUGGACGAGAAGGAGAAUCUCUUGGAGUCCGUCCAGAGGCUGAAGGACGAGGCCAGAGACCUGAGACAGGAGCUUGCAGUGCAGCAGAAACAGCAGGUACAGGACAGGAAGCCGUCCCUCAGCAGUGCAGUCAAAGAGCCUCCCUCCUCCUCCGCCUCAUCCAUGGCUGGUUUUCCUACCCCACCCCUCACCCCAUCAGACAAACGGAGUGAGGACAAAACCACAUCUUUGUCCUCUAACCAGCCCGUCCUCUCUGCCGCCACACCAUCCAGACCUCCAGCCUCAGCCGAGUCCUUCAGCACCCCGCCUCCCUCCGUCAGCAGAGGUGACAGCCUCUCGGGGACACCUCUCACCACAUCCGCGAGAAUCUCGGCUCUGAGCAUCGUUGGAGAGCUGCUGAGAAAAGUCGGGAACCUGGAGUCCAAGCUGGCGUCGUGUCGGGAAUACGUCCACGAGCAGACGGCGAGCCGCAGAGGUCACGCUAGUGGACAGGGGGCAGCAUCAGGCCAGAACAACUCCUCAGAGACCCAUCCUACAAAUGGCCUCUACAACAAGGGGCUCGUGAAGAGGUUAGACUUCGGAGCUGGGUCCAAACUGCUGCUGUGAAAGUGAAGCGUCCUCCACCUCGAUCCUUAGUCCUCCUCUGAGCUGCUUGGACCUUCCCGUCCAUCCUGCCUGGAUUUAACGGUACUGUGUGUUGCACAUCAACGAGGUGGCCAGCAAAACACAGACCACUUUCACUGGGAGCUGCAGUGAUGCACAUGGAUGGAUACACACACUUUGGGAUGUCUGUAACCAGCUCAAGUCUACAGAUUUUUUUGUUUCAUAAUUUGCAGGACUUUUCGGCACUCGCACUUAGCUUGAACUAACUUAAUGGACUUGUGCUGCAUGUCUCCACCUCACCUCCUUUGUUUUCUUUUGACAAGAUUUUUUUUGCCCUUUUUUGUCUCCUUUUGCUCAAAAGGUGUGUUUAGAUUGAACAUAAAGCAAGUUUUAGUCCAUUAAAAGACACGGGUUGCAGGUUUGCAUUGAGCUGAAAUGUUUGAAGUUGCAGGAAAAAUAUAUGUCAUUAUCUUAAACCUGUAUUACUUUAAUGCAUGACAAGGUUUUUCACACUGUACUGUUGCAGAGGAUCAAUAUCCAGAAUGAAAUCCUGCAUGAAUGCCCCCCUUUAAUACUAACUUCAACUCAGCCACACAUAUGCAUCCGUUGGUUAGAUCACCAGAUUCAAACUUGUGCACUUUAGCAGUUAAUUAUUAACAGUUAGCAAUAACAGGCAACAAACUAACAACUUUCCAUAAACACAAACACAUGAUUGAACUGUGUUCAUGAACUUGGAGGAUUUUAUCAUCUUCAAGGGCUCACAAGGUUGACUUCAGACCAUUUCAAACGCUCUGUAAAUUCAUUUACACUUUGCUCUUUUGCACAAUAUUUCCUUCAAAAUACAUGUAGCGACUUAGUGUAAAUGGGGUCAAUGAGUGUGAAGGAAAAUAAGAAAAUCACAUACACGAGGUUAGUACCAGUAAACGUCUCAUUCAUUCAAUGUUAAACGCGGUCUGCUGAAACAUUUCAGUGGUCAAACCUGCACAAUUAAACCAAAGUGAGAAUUUGCUUCAUGUUUAGUUCAGACACACCUUGAACACUGGAAGGGCACUUUGAUAUACACAAAAGGAGAGGGAGGUGGUUUUUGAGAAUGUCUUGAAGUACUACUUUUAAACUGUUUAGACGACACAGUCAGUCUUGUCCACAUAAAACCACAUUUGAUGGUCUGCUUUUGUACAUUUUGUCUCCAGAGCUGCAUCUGUUGAAAAUGAGGAGUUGGCAAAAAAAAAGAAAGUGGCACUAAUCCCAGAGAGACUGGAAGCAAUAGUUGAUUUGAACACACACUGUAGUCCUGGUAAUUUUAGUAGUCCUAAAUAUUUUAGAUUGUUACAGAUGAAUUUGUUGCAGAUAAACAUGGACUUGGUAUGUGUUGUUACUCAUGAUUAUUUGGAGGACGAUUUGAAAUGUAGAAUUUAGAUUUAUGGAAGUGAGUAAACUGGUGUGGUGAACCUGGAAUGAGAGACUCGUGUUCGUCAGUGUUUCAAAAUCACCCCUCUGAACGCCUGAAGGGUUUAAUGAAUGAGCUGUUUAUCACUGUGACAAAGUGAAAUGACUUAUUAAAAGCACAAUGUUUUAUGGGGGAAAAAGACAAGUUUUUGAAUGCAUAUCUUUUUGAUAUCUAGUGGCUAUCAGUGGUUCUGCAUUUGAAAGCUGCCUUAAUUAGUAUGUUGUUCGGUAAUGAAUGAGAUGUGAAAGUUGCUCAUAGUAAUGAAGAGAUGUAUCACCAUCUCUGCAGCUACAUGCAGCGUUUUGGCCUCAUUUACUACUUCUGGUUUUAUGGCUCAUUCAGCUUUCGAGCAGUAAUUCAAGGAAAUUAAUUUAGACUCUGAAUAAGGAAGUGUCAUUUACUUUCUCUCCCUGCAUGACUGAGAUCAGUGUUAGAGCAAGCAUCACUUCUAAAUUGUUGAACUCCUAGUUAACCCGUAAAUGUUCAUGAUGGAAUCUGGAAUUUGUUCAAUUCUAAGCACUGAAGUUGUAAUUUGGGAUGUCCCGAUCAAGUUUCAUUUGGCUCUGAUCCUGAUCCGAGCCCUUCGCGGUACUUAUUGAACUAAAUGACACAUUUUCCCAGUGUGCACUCAAAGAAAAUGAGAUUAAAUAAAACUUAAGCCUUCCUGAAGGAAAUUACGUUUGUAGUAACAUUUAUCCAUAGCAGUGGAAAAAAGCAGUAUUGAUUAAGGCACAUGGAAACUCUGGCACAUGGAAAUAGCAGCUUUAGUCUAUAAAAUGUAGUAAUUCAAAUUCUUGAGAUCCCCGUCCAGAGCUAUUAAGUUGAUUCUAAAUCUGAUAUGAAUGAAAUUUUAACAGAGAACAGUAAAAAUUUGAUUUGAUGUGGUUUAUUUGACCGUGGACAUCCCUAGUCAUCAUUUUGGUCGGCUGACCUUUGGGCUCUUUGAUCUUGUCACUUUUUGGUGAAAUAUAUACUGUGGAUAUUCACGGUCCCCAGAGGAUGCUUGAUGACUUCAUCAUCUUAGCUCUGGCUCCGUCAUCAGACCAAACACUACUAGAAAAUAUCAAAAUCUAACGUGUAGAUGACAUGAAAAUGACUCAUUUUCCGUGCUCAGGACAAAUGUUACACUUCUGUCUCUGCUCUUCAUAAGGCACUAAGAUUAGGAAAUGAUCAGUAUGUUGUUCGCUCUGUCCAAUGCUUUGUUAUUAUGUGAUAAAAUGAACAUUGAGCCUCAUGUGUUGGGUCUUGAGGCACCUUUUAGACUGAAGAGCUCUACUUCUGUGUCUCCAGGAGUGAAAUAGGAAACGUCUUCUGUUAGCGAGGAGACAUGAAUACUUCAGUGAAGGCUACUUGUGUUUUAUGUUAAAAAGAAAACGUAUGUAAUAGGUUUGACUUGUAGUGUUGUAUACUGUACCUCUACUGUAGCGUCACUAACGUAGGCUGUAGGUUCAGUGUGUAGGCAGGACUGACUCGCAGGGGGCCUCUCAGGGCAGACUGGACCUUUCCUGCAAAGGUCAAAGGUCAGUGUGUGAAAGCAGAUGUGGAAAAUAAUUUGAGGUUUGGUGUUUUUUUGCCUUGUAUGACUCUAUAAGGGUACUUACAUGCUCACAUACAAAGUGCUAAGACCUGUUGUGCUCUUUGUUCACCUUCAGUGCUGCUUAUGUUUCUCAACAAGCAAUAAAACUUGAAAUAAAA
Molecule: messenger RNA, 4452 nt
Organism: Plectropomus leopardus (leopard coralgrouper)
Lineage: Eukaryota; Metazoa; Chordata; Actinopteri; Perciformes; Serranidae
Product: nuclear distribution protein nudE homolog 1
Biological process (GO): microtubule nucleation; establishment of mitotic spindle orientation; chromosome segregation
Cellular component (GO): kinesin complex; centrosome; kinetochore
Molecular function (GO): microtubule binding
Source: RefSeq, a predicted model, not a curated record